GCGGCCGCAGCGCGGGGCCGAGCCCCGGGACCCCUCCUUCCGGGGGUGACGCUGCGGAUGCUCCUGGAGCUGCCCGGAGGUGACAGCGGCGAUUGUCGCCUGCUCAUCACCGCCCGCGGCCACAGCAUUCCCGCCUGGAACCGCGGCGCCGCCAGCUCCGACGACGACCCCCCUCCCUCCACGGGGCGCAGGCGCUGCGCCUCCUGCGGCACCCCGCGGACCCCGAUGUGGCGCACGGCCGAGGGCGGGACGCUGCUGUGCAACGCCUGCGGCAUCCGGUACCGGAAGUACCGGGUGCGGUGCCAGAGGUGCUGGAACGUUCCGGGCCGCAGCGGCCGCGCCCGGUGCCCCCGGUGCCCCGUGGGAGACGGCGGCGCCACGGCGGCGGGGUGA
This is a messenger RNA of Hirundo rustica (Barn swallow), 393 nucleotides long. It is a transcript of the gene ZGLP1, whose product is annotated as zinc finger GATA like protein 1. Gene Ontology annotation, molecular function: sequence-specific DNA binding; zinc ion binding. Gene Ontology annotation, cellular component: nucleus. Gene Ontology annotation, biological process: spermatogenesis; oocyte development; regulation of transcription by RNA polymerase II. Bases 58 to 393 code for a protein of 111 amino acids. The record is from RefSeq and is a predicted model, not a curated record. The transcript has 4 exons. Lineage: Eukaryota; Metazoa; Chordata; Aves; Passeriformes; Hirundinidae.